AUGUCAUCGAUGGCUUCCCAUAUUCCGAUGGCGCUGUCGUUCCUCAGCUCUGUAGCCUCUGUCGCGAGUGGCCUACAGAAAGCGAGCAAUAGCUCCCAGCCACCACCUCCACCCCCUCCCCAGAACCCUCUCGCUGCACCUCUUCAGAACGUGUCCAACCUCCCUGGAACGUCCACAACUAGCAGUUCCGCGUCUGCGGCUGCGUCGACCAAUGGCACUACCGCCGCCUCUGGGAGCGCCAGUCUCGCCGGCAUUAGCGUUGUCGCGUUGUGUAUCAGUUGCCAGGUGAAGCCCAAGUACUUUGACGGGAGCAAGACCCAUCCCUUCUGCAGCAAGACUUGUGCUGCUAGCAAGCCCAAGUCAUCCUCUGCGCCAAAGACAGGCUCUGGACAGGCCAGUGCCAACACAUGCGUCUUCUGUAAAGUCCGCCCGAAAUACACGGACAACAAUCGGACCCACGAUUAUUGCAGUAAAGCAUGUGCCAACAGGGCGAAUCCGCAGCGAAAGCAGUCUGGUCUUGCGGCUAGCCAUGGUGGUAAUCAGAAUACAUGUCAAGCACCUGGAUGCACGAUCCCAGCCCAUCCAACGGGAGAUUACUGUUCUGUGUCUCACAAGACAUUGGCCGAGAACCUCUGCCUCCUGUGCCUCAAGCAAACCAAGAUGGCCAACUCCCACUUCUGUUCCCAAACUUGCAUCGACGACGCAGAGAAGAAAGGGCCUGCUAUCCUCGAAGUUCCCAACGGGCAUGUCACCUUCAAGAGUGUCGCGGACCAAUUCAAGGCGUCGUGGCGGCACGUUGGGUCGACCUGCCCUACCGUUCGUCGGAUCUACAAGAUUAUACUCCCGCCGACUACCCUUGCCAACUACGAGAAAUACAGGGAUGCGGUAGAAGCGAAAGGCCAGUUCGUCGCGCAGGGUCGCUCAAAGGGAAACGAGAACAGGCGGUGGCAUGGCACGCGGAGGACGUGUAAUCUCGGCGAUAAAGGCCACACGCAGUUCUGUGCCUCGACGACAUGCUCACUCUGCUCGAUCAUCAAGAAUUCUUAUGACAUCUCGUUGUGGGGGAAGAAGACCGGAUGGGGAAGGUUCGGGAAAGGAAUCUAUACUUCCUCCACGUCUUCCAAGUCCAAUGACUACUCGCAUAACGACUGCAAGUCAUCGCUGAAAGCUAUCCUCUUGAACAAGGUCGUGGUCGGUAAGGGAUGCAAGAUGCUGCAGGACAGCACGAGCUUGACCGCUCCUCCCACUGGUUUCGACUCGGUCUUGGCAGAGAAGGGCGGGAGUCUGAACUAUGACGAGUUGGUGGUAUACACCAACGACGCGAUUCGACCUUCCUACCUCGUCAUGUACGACGAGCCAUGA
Coprinopsis cinerea okayama7#130 is the source of this 1362-nucleotide messenger RNA. RefSeq lists its product as hypothetical. The transcript is spliced from 8 exons. Lineage: Eukaryota; Fungi; Basidiomycota; Agaricomycetes; Agaricales; Psathyrellaceae. Gene Ontology annotation, molecular function: NAD+ poly-ADP-ribosyltransferase activity. The coding region runs from base 1 to 1362 and encodes 453 amino acids. The record is from RefSeq and is a predicted model, not a curated record.